AUGGAAUCGAAAUCAAUGACAAUCAGCACUAAAAUAUAGCAGUCCAAUUAUUCUGCAUUAUCUAAUCUACCCAGACACAUUAUUAAUUAAAUUAAAAAUGAAGGUGAAUUAUAUAUUACAGCACCUAACAAAUGUGCAAAAAUCUGGAUAGAAAUGAGAAAAAAUGAUUUUGUGACAGAUGCUCAACUAAACUUUACAAUUGCGCAAAGAAUAUUUGAAGCGUGUAGAAGUGAGAUCGUACAAUUACUGAAACUGUAAAAUGAAAAAGAUUUCUUUGAGCUCUUUGAUUAAGAUAAUGAUGGAAUUUUAAAUGAGGACGAACAGAUUCUAGUGUUUUCAGCUAUCAAAGAAAAAAUGCAUUAGGUAGCAACUGCUUUGUUGAAAAUCCAAGAAUACAUAUUAUUCAAACAGUUGAUGAAAGAAUUGAGAACUUUAGAAGCUAACAUAGCAGCUUAUCAAAAUUAAUUGAGAUAACGUAUUUCAAUCAAAGAAAGAUAGGUGUACAAGGAAAUAGGAUAAGAAAAGUUGGAUGAUUUUUAUGAUAAAUACUAUUAAGAAUUCUAAUAACUAACAAAGUAUAAAGUUGAUAGAAGAGCAUAAUUAAAAAUAUCUUAAGAAAAAGAGUUAGGAAUAUUGGAGGAUCGACUCUCCAAAGAUACUGAAUUGAUGAAAGUUAAACCAAAAAAAAAGUUGAAGGAUCUACAAACUCAAGAGAAGUUGGUUAGUCUGGAGGAAAGAGUAGAAGAAGCACUAGACUUUAGAAAAGAAUUGAAAGACUUAGAGAAACACGAAUAAGAUAGAGUGUACAAAGUAUAGAAAUAUCGUAUUGAAAAAUAACACAGUGAUUUGUUAUUUAAAUAACAGAAAGAAAGGGAAUAAUUAGAGGGUAAACUAUAAGAAACUGAGUAUAAAUUAAUCAUACAAAUGAAAAAGGACUAUGAUGUUUUACUUAAGCAAAUCAAUCUACAUAAUAAUGAAAUCACAAGAAUUUAGAGUCAAGCCUCGAAUCAGGCUAUGAAAAAAGGAUUGUAUGAAGGAGAAGCUAAGAGAUAGAAGGUUUAAUCUUAAUUAUAAAAUGCUAUCAUUGCCUAAACUAAGGCCAUAAGCCAACCAGAAUCCAAAAUCAAUGAUCUAGAUCAAUUUCAUGAAUCUGAAACCAUUCGAAAAUUGGAAUCUCGAAAGAGUCUCCAAUUUGCAGGUUCUCCUGGUAAAGCUGUGAUUUCAGAGGAGAGUGAAAAAAGUCCAAUGGGUUCUGCCUUCAAUGGAAAAACAAAGAACUUUUAUCAAAUCAGAAAAAUUAUCAAGGAUUCUAAAAACAUCACUCAAUUUUAUAUUAAAAAGAACUACGGUGCUGAUUUACCAGUUAAUUUUGUUAGAAGUGCACAUAACAUCUAAGGUGAUUAACAUGAAAAAAUAGAGAGAUUUCUUUCUGUUAAACGUAAAUCUUAGCAUGAGCUUCUACCACCAAUCACUUAAUUGUAUGACGAUGACUUGCAAGAAAAAUAAAUCAAGGCAAUAACAAAGACCGAUCAAGAAAUAAAAAGAGAAAAGGCCCUUAAGAGAGCAUUUAUUAAUGAAAAAUUAUUUAGAAAUGAUUGA
Molecule: messenger RNA, 1599 nt
Organism: Paramecium tetraurelia
Lineage: Eukaryota; Ciliophora; Oligohymenophorea; Peniculida; Parameciidae
Exons: 7
Molecular function (GO): calcium ion binding
Source: RefSeq, a predicted model, not a curated record